This is a messenger RNA of Suncus etruscus (white-toothed pygmy shrew), 2496 nucleotides long. RefSeq names its product BTG anti-proliferation factor 2 (gene BTG2). Gene Ontology annotation, biological process: negative regulation of cell population proliferation; negative regulation of mitotic cell cycle. The transcript has 2 exons. The record is from RefSeq and is a predicted model, not a curated record. Lineage: Eukaryota; Metazoa; Chordata; Mammalia; Eulipotyphla; Soricidae. Gene Ontology annotation, cellular component: cytoplasm; nucleus. The coding region runs from base 88 to 576 and encodes 162 amino acids.
CUUAAGACCGAGAAUCCCACUCCAUCGUCCCGCCCCAGCCCUCCCACGGCUCCCCGCCGCCGCCGCCGCCGCUCCCAAGACCACGACAUGAGCCAGACCCGCUGGGCCGGGAAGAGGACGGAUAUGGUCCCCGAGAUCGCUGCUGCCGUGGGUUUUCUUUCCAGCCUCUUGAGGACGCGGGGCUGUGUGAGUGAGCAAAGGCUCAAAGUGUUCAGCGGGGCUCUCCAGGAGGCACUCACAGAGCACUACAAGCACCACUGGUUCCCCGAGAAGCCAUCCAAGGGCUCUGGCUAUCGGUGUAUCCGCAUCAACCACAAGAUGGACCCCAUCAUCAGCAAGGUGGCCAGCCAGAUUGGACUCAGCCAGCCCCAGCUGCACCAGCUGCUGCCCAGCGAGCUUACCCUGUGGGUGGACCCCUAUGAAGUCUCCUACCGCAUCGGAGAGGAUGGGUCCAUCUGUGUCCUGUAUGAGGAGUCCCCAGUGACUGCCUCCUAUGGGCUCCUCACCUGCAAAAACCAAAUGCUGCUGGGCCGGAGCAGUCCCCCCAAGAACUAUGUGAUGGCCGUCUCCAGUUAGACCCUUCACUCGCCAACAGGCCUCUGCAUACCUCAACCUGGGGACUGUAUUUUAAAUGAAGAGCUAUUUAUAUAUAUAUUAUUUUUUUUUAAGAAAAGGGGAGGAAAACAUAAAAACCAAAAGAUUUUUAUUUUAAGAAAAAAAAAUUCCUUAAAGGGAGCUGCUCGAAGUAGCCUCCCCAGGUGCCUUUGGAGAGAAAUUGUGGGCUUGAGUCUGGAUGCUAGUGUUGGCUUAUGGGAAGGGCUGGUGGUUUGGGGGUGCGCCUGGCCAAUGUGGGAGAAGCUGAGCCUGUAUCCCAGGGAGAUUUUAGGGGAGUUGGCAAGGUUAGCAACUGUGAAGGAGUGGUCAGGCCCUGGAGGGAGAGGAAGGGUCUGUCUGUUCUGGCCUCUUUCCCGAUCAGGGCUCUGCUCACAGCCCCCUCACUCAGGGCAUUCAAGCCCAGGCUUACACCGUCACCAGCUGCCUCAUCUUUUUUUUUCUGGUGAGAUCCUGGGCCGAGCUGGGGCUGGUGAGCCUCUCCUUAUUCCCUCAGUCCUAAAGCAGUUUUUCUGGAAAUCAGGGCUUGUUUGGAAUUCUGUCCUCAAGGGCCCUAGAGGCAGCUUCCCAGCCUGGAAUCUCAAGUGUGUCUGGACUCGGGGAGGUGGAGCUGAGCCUGGUGGGUGAGGAGGGUGAAGGAGGUUCUCCAAAACCACCCUUUGCUUUGCUGCAUGCUGCUCUGCUGUACAUCUUUGUGGAGAAGAACUGGAAGGUGAUUUGCAACAGAAUUUUGGGACCCAAAGAAUAUCCACCGGGGAAGUGUUAAUCAUUUUUGGCCAAAAUUUCUUUUGAAGCCACAUGAAAGUCCUGAUGCCAUUGGGCUUCUAUACUGCCUUCUCUUUAAAAGCACAACACUCCCCUAACUCUGUGUUUCCUCUGUGGAGAUUCAGAGUAGCUAGACCCAGGACCAGAAUUUUCAAUCACUGUGCAAUAUGGUCUGGGGUCCCAGCAGGCUCUGGACUACCUGGGAUUCCCUUGGGUUGGGCUGUCUUCCUCUCUCAACUAUGGCUGGCUGGUCAGCUCUUUGGCUAUGUGGGAGAACACACCAAGUCUGAAAGACUACUUGGUAACUCCUGUAGCCAAACCUUGGGCAUUGUCUCUCCCAGGUGCUCAGCAUCUGUGGGCAAGGUUACUGUCCCUUUAGUACAAUCCAAAUUUGUCUAUUAGACUUGUGCAAUAUUUGCUGUUGUGUGUUGGAAAAAGGGGGGAAAAAGGCAAAACUCCACUGGGAAAAAAAAUCUUCCAUUUCUCAGUGGUAUAGGUGAUGGGUCCCGAGAAGACAUUGAGCAUCCUGAACCACCUUAAGGGCUUUGCUAGAGCAUCUGGUCAACCUGUGUACCCUGCUAGUGAGAAAACCUUCCUCAGCACUUCUUCCUGGGGUCUCUCCCUGCCUUUCCUCACUACUCAAUUCUGACUCAAAGGUGCUAUUUACCAAACUCCCUACCCAUUCCCACCAAUUCCACCUCCCUUCCAACUCUCCAGAUUCCAGGCUGCCUUCCCUGAUUUGUCUCCGUUGCUUUAACUUUAAUAUUGCACCUACAGAUCCGACUUCAAUUUUGAGCCUGUGGGUUACAACCAAGCUGUGAAUCGCUGCAGUUGUGUCAUAGCAUUUGCAAACAGGUUCCUGGCGCUUUUUUUUAGCCUCAUGUUUUCCUUGAUUUGUCUCUCCUGUUGACUUUAAAAACAAAACACACCUAGAGCUGGACUGUUGAGCAGGCCUGUCUCUCUUAUUAAGUGAUAAUAGUAGUACAUUUGUAAGCUAUUCUGACUGAAAAGACAAAAGGUUACUAAUUGUAUGAUAGUGUUUUAUAAGGAAGAUGCACAGCUUUAUGGACAGAUGUGUAAUUUUUUUUUUGGUACUUUAAUAAAAAUGUAGCAGAUGCA